This is a messenger RNA of Physella acuta, 6104 nucleotides long. Its product is annotated as RNA exonuclease 1 homolog. Gene Ontology annotation, molecular function: exonuclease activity; nucleic acid binding; metal ion binding. Lineage: Eukaryota; Metazoa; Mollusca; Gastropoda; Physidae. The record is from RefSeq and is a predicted model, not a curated record. Gene Ontology annotation, cellular component: nucleus.
AGCUCUUUUGUUUUAUUAAAGAUGGCGCAUCGCAGUUGUAAACAAAUAUUCGGCAUCAGUUGAUAAUAUUUUUAAUAAAUAAAAAUGGUUAUGAUUUGUAAUAAGCUCAAUGAAUUUAAAAGAUGUUUCCUUCAUCUGGUUAUUUUCGUGGAGUAAAUUGUCCAUUCUAUAUCAGUGGUCUUUGUGAACGCCCCUACUGUCAUUUUCGUCAUCCAUCACGAAUCGAGGACAAGACUUCAACCAGUAACAGCUCCUUAGUAAACAAGCCAGAAAAUGGACCCAGCUACUCAACACCUGGUGCCAGGCAGUACAAUCACAGCACAGCCUACCUUACAAGCUCCUACUCCAGCACGCCUCAGCCUUCAGAACUGGCCCGCUACUCUACAUCAGCUCCUAGUCAACCCACUGGACCUGUUGAAGUUUAUAAAACAGCAUCACAGCCAAAUAACGAAGCUUUCCCUAUACCAACUUUUACAGGAUCAGAGCAGGCAUUACCAGAGUCAUUGGAGGAACCUGUUGCUAGGGCAUUGCUCCCAAAGAUCUCUGGUCUUGCCAGGCCAAAGCUGAGCUCAGGAGGAAGGUUACCUUCAUAUGUCCCCACACCUAAGGUUCAUUUAGCAGUGAAAAAAGAUGUGCCUGCUUAUGAACCAACACCUAAAACUGCCUCAGCCAAAAUCUCUAGUCGCACUAUUGAGUAUGACCCUGUAAAAAACUUUGCGUUUGUCGAAAAAAAGAUUAGCAGUGAGGAUGAUUCAGAUAAGGAGGCAAAAGCAGGAAAAACAAAAGAAGUCUCUGAAAAGGAGAGUGCAGAUGCAGAAUUUAGUGAUGAUGAGGCGGAUAAAACUAACAAAGUUGUUACAAAGUCUAAAAAUGCUUGGGAUGAUGAUGAUCUGACAGAUUCAGAUGUAGAUUUAAGUAACAACGAUUCCUCAAAACCUGAACAAAUUGAGGAUAGGCUAACAGCUUUACUUUUACCAUCGUCACACAUCACAAGAAAGUUAGACUCUUUAGACAAAGAUGUUUCUAAAAGCCUAAAAAACGGUAUUAGAAAAUCAUCAGAUGAAAAGAGAAAUUCUGACAGUAGAUCUCAAAGCUUAUCAAAGCCAAGUGUAGAAAAGAAUGGCAGCACUGUAGAACAUUCAUCGAAGUCUAAUUCCUCUAAAUCAUGUUCAGCCAAAUCAGACUCAACAAAACAUCGGCAUCCGUCAUCAAGCUCAUCGACAGCAGAAAGACGAGCAUCUCGGUCAUACUCUUCUGAAUCUCAUUCUUCAAAGUCAUCCACAUCACAUUCGUCACCUAAGGGGCAUUCUUCAAAGAACAUCUCAUCUAGUUCUCACUCAUCAAAGUCACAUCCCUCAAAGCAAAGUUCCUCAACAAAAUCUGUUUCAACUUCAAAGUCGUCCACAAAAUCUACAUCCUCCUCAGAAAGUCACAAAUCUCACAAUUCUUCAUCAGCUGUUAAGAAAUCAGCAUCUUCUUCGUCAUCGUCUUCAGAUAAAAGUAAAGUUUCAUCAUCGAAAGAAAGCUCUUCCAAACACAAUGAAAAUAGUAGGAAUUCAGAGAAAGAGAAUCAUCAAUCUUCUAAACAUAAACCUUCCAGCCAAUCAAAAUCCGACCAAUCUUUAGACAAAUCUAAUUCAUCGACCAAUAAAUCAUUAAACUCAACACAGAAACACUCAGACAAACACAAGAUAAUUAAAAUUGAGCCCAGCUCAUCUAGUGAUUCCCUAACCACCAAUCCAGACAAUCAACAUGAUACAAAAACAAAUAAAGACGUACGGAGUAGUUCCUCUUCUAAUAAUAAAAAACAAAAUAGCUCUCAAAAUAAGACAAAACAUGAGGGUAAGAAUAUUUUCCAUAGUGUAAAUAAAGAUCUCAAAAGAAUUUCAUCCACCUCUGAAACUAAAGUUGAUAUUAAAAAAGAACGUCGUGACAGCAAAGAUCUGAAACAUUCUAAGCGCAGUAGAUCCAGCUCGGGUGAGUCAAAACCUGCAAAAAAACGAAUAAAAACCGAGACUUCCUCUCGUUCGUUCAGCCAGGAGAGUGAAGGAUCAGAUUCUGAUGUACAGAUAAUAGAUAACCCACCAGAACCUCCCGUCCAAGUAGUUGAGGUCAGUGAAUCUGACCACGAUGAUAAUCACAAUGAUGAUGAUUCUGACGAUGACUCAUUUUCUGGACUUACGGAUGACCUGAUGUCUGAAGCCGACACCUUUGAUGAGUGCUUGAAGAUUUUUCAGGAGAGUGAAAAACAGCUGGCAGCCAAGGCCAGUAAAGCUAGCCCUGAUCAGUCAAAAAAGAAAGAGGUUAAAAAGCCAACAGAAAAUCCAGAAACCAUGUUGGCUUUUCUUGGUAAGAAGAGGAUGGCUCAUAUUGCCGCUAAUCAGUCAAGGGUAGUGAAAACCCCAUCUUCUUCCAGGCCUAAGCUCAACCCAGCAGAAGUGAUGCACAACCGAAUUGUGGAAAUGCAGAAAAGGGCACUGUUACGGGCUGCUGCAAGAGAAGGAAGGGAAUCGGAACUUCCAAAUGGUUUAUCAAGCCCUACAAGUGGAAAUAAAUCUCCCACAAAAUCUUCAUCGUCCUUAUCAUCUCUGCUGUCAGCAGCUGAUUCCAUCAUUUCCAUCUCUAAGAAAAGAGAAGCACACAACCCCACCCCACCAAAGACUCCAACGAAAUCAUCCCCAACUAUUCCAACGAGUUCAUUUUACGCUAAACCCAAGACAAAAGAGCAGACAAAGUCAACUGGAAACUCAGUUACCAUAGCUGGAACGGCCUCAAAAACUGAGAAGCGUAAAGCACAUGAACCAACAAUGUCGAAUUUGAAGCGUCCUAUCAUCCCUGCAUCAUUUGGUGACAAGGUCCCUACAAAUAUCAGACAGAGAUAUCUUAACCUCAUGAUUGAUGAAUUCCUUAAGUUUACUCCAGAAGAAGAAGCUUUCAACAAGGGUCUUGAUGAAGAAUUGGCUGUUUACAUCCGAGCCAGCAACAAAAACAUUUAUCUCAGACUUGCCGUGAACGCCAUUAAAAGGAUCCGCACAGAGGCUAAGGAAUCCCAGCCCUCAUCCUCCAAGAGCCCCUGCGCAGGUGUGUCAUCCCUCUCAUCCAUGGCAGCGCUCCCAUCACACGUGGCCCAGUCCCACGAGGCCACCCUGGGUGGUUCAUUGGCCGCCAGGACCAGUUACACCCUUCAUAGGUCGUCCUCUGUCACGAAGAACUUGCCUUCAAGUUUCAGAGGUAAAGAUUUGUAUGACAGACUAAGCAAGUAUAUUCUGACAGAGGAACAGCUACGUGCCAAUGGCUACCCACGCCCAGCUGAAGAUGGCAGCAGUAAAGUUGUCUUUUAUAAAGAGGAAACUAAAGAUAAUCUUUUGAAAGAAAAUGAAAGAACAUGCAGACGUUGUGGUAAAAGAUACUAUGUAGCAGUGGAUGGCACCCCGGCUACAGUAGAAAAAUGUAUAUAUCACCAUGGAAACGCUUACAAGAAGAAAGUGGCAGGUUCUAUAGAUUCACGCUAUGCUUGCUGUAAUGAAAGAGCAGGAAGCAAGGGUUGUCAAGUUGCCGAGAGCCAUGUGAAUGAAAGAAAUAAAACAGACAACCUGACUGGCUACAUGAAAACACUGCCUGGCGAUGACCAUAAAAUAUAUUCUCUUGAUUGUGAGAUGGUUUAUACAAAAGCUGGAUUAGAGUUAGCGAGAGUUACAGUUAUUGAUGAGGACUGUAACACAGUGUAUGAGAGCCUGGUCAGACCAGACACAGACAUCAUUGACUACAACACAAGGUUCAGUGGUAUCACAGCAGCCGACAUGAAAGGUGUAGCGACCAACCUGCGUGGUGUCCAGGCAGUUAUGUUGAGCAUGAUAUCAGAUAAAACUAUCCUCAUGGGCCACAGUCUGGAGAGUGAUCUUGUAGCCCUUAAGCUUAUACACAGUACAGUUGUAGACACAUCGCUGGUCUUCCCACAUCGGCUUGGUCUACCCUACAAGAGAGCACUGAGGAAUCUAAUGGUGGAGCUGCUGCAAAAAAUUAUCCAGGCAGAUGAUGGAGGUCAUGACAGUAAAGAAGAUGCUGUGGCCUGCAUGCAGCUGAUGCUUUACAAAGUUAAAGAGGAUGCUAAAAGAGAUAUCAGGAGGGUUUGAUCACUGUAGGACUGUACGCUAUUACAUUUAAAGGUUUGGUAAUUAUUUAUCUACAAUUGUAUUAUUGAUGUGUUGAACGAACGGCAAUAGCAAGAGUUAGGUUACAUGUACUUAAUUUAAUAAAUUUUAAGCAUCAUAUGUUGUUUGAUUUUUUUUUAAAUUAUAAAAAUGUAAGUGGCUAAUUUAAAAAUUAUUUGUUGACAUUACUGAUUUAUUUAAUAUUGAAUCUUUUUAUAUAAUAGUAAAUUUUUGCUUAAAGACAACUAUUUAUUUAUUGCAACUGCAGGCGAAUUUGUAAAAAUAAUAGGAUUUUUUUAUUUUUAUCAUUAAUGUUCCAGGAUUAGAAAUGGUCUUCAUCAUAAACAUAGAAUAUAAAUAAUGUGAUUUUGUUCUUUAUCUGCUUAUUCAUUAAUUAAUGUUCAUUACUUUAUUUUUGUAUAAUCAUUAAAAGCAAUCCAUUUAUUACUUUUAAAGUUUUUAAAAAUAUUGUUAAAAAAAAUGUAACACUUCAUAUUGUAUAUAUUAGAGCACAAUUUAAUGCCUUAAGUGUUUAGUGGUUCAAAUAGAAAUCAUAUGAUAUAUUUAUAUGGUAUUUCAGUUGCAUUGUUUAAAAACUCAGAUUUGUUUUGUAAAAUAUUUGGCAGUUAUAAGUUGAGGUUUUGCUUUAAUUGCUUUAACCAAGUGAUGUCAUAACAUUGUCACAUGUCUUUGAUUGCUGACAAUAUAUGGUAUUAUUGCUUUUGUAAUUUAUAGCAUUUUUUUUCUCUUUAUUGGGGUAGUUUGGCAAGAUGUUCUUUUAAAAGAAAAAUUAUGUGAGUUUCCUCUAAAUUUUAAUUCUGUUCUUUAUUUUUUAUUAAAACAAAUAAUCUCUCUCUAUUUAAUAUUUUUGGCCUGUUUUACCAUUUGAAAAAAAAAAACAACUGCCGUAACAUUUUUAAAAUACAUCUUAAUUAUUAUGUAAUAUGUUAUAUAAAAUUUUUUCUUGAAUUAUGUGUUCUGAGAAUAGAUGUAUUAUCUACAUGAAUUACGUUUUUAUGGUAAUCAUAUGUAUAAAACAUUUAUUUCUAAGAUAAACUUUUCGCAAUCCAGUACAGUUAAAUAUGAUAUAAAAAUAAAUCAUCAUGAUGUUGAAAAUCCAACGUUAAAAAUACUAUGAAAUUAUGAAGUGAUAAUUUUCUAAUAUGCCGCCAUUCAGUUUGAUGUAGUCUGUACAUAGACUAAUUUGUUUUGCCCUUUUUGUAAUAAUUUUUUUUAAAAUUAUUUUUAAAAAAAAAUGGCAAAUUUUAUGAAAGCUAAUUAAUGAAAACAUCUAAGUUGAUAUUCUAAGUGUUGAUCAUUAGAUUUUCUGUUAGAGUUGUUUAAUUUGAAACGUAAACUGCUGCUUUUUUGUUAUUUAGAAAAAUGUAUAAAAUCUGCAAUUUUCUCAGUACAGUUGCAAACAAAAAAUUAAUUUACUUAUUGUUGUUUUUUUUCAGUAUAUCUGCACAUUUUUUAAGCAAAUCAGGAAUUUGAAUUUUUUUUUGGGAGAUACCUAAUGAUAACCUUGUGUUAAAUAACAUGCCAGUAUUAUCUUUUACUUUGUUAAUCACUUCUGUGAAAAUUGUUUUUGCAUAAAAUUAACAUUUUGCUUGUAUUUUUUAAUUUUAAUUUACUAUAAUGCCCAAUGUGGAAGUGUUCAAUGUUAUACUUAAGCCAGUGAUUUGAGUUCCUGCUGAUGAUAGUGUAUUGGAUGCUUCGUUGAGAUUCGAUACAUAAAUAAAAUAGUGCUAAAACAGAAGAUGUGAAAAAAAACUAAAAAUAUUUUUCAUUUUAUUUGUAUAAAUUUCUGUUUUGAUAUUGCUGAUGGAAAUCAGAGUAUUAACAUUUGUAUUUCUUAUGUUUUAUUUUAACUUCGUGGGGUUUGAAUUUGAGGAAAAAUUCUAUUAAUAAUUAGUAUGAUAAAUAAUGUAGAACAGCAGUUCUUUCAGAAUA